UGCCGGGGAGACUCGGCUGCUGUGUUCUUAAAGCUAAAGCAGCCCAAGCUUUAUUAAUUAAUCGUCUCCGCGGCUCGGCUACUCCCUGUGCUUGGCCCCCACAGCACAGCCCGGCAGACUGAUGUGUCAUUGCUGGCUCUGCCAGUCAACAAAGUGAAACAAAAUGUUAAUAUCACAGCUGAGUUCCCAGUUACUGAAGGCUUCGAGAAUUGCAGGCCACCUUUUGCCCAGGUCCGUGUCUUCCUUCCUUUGCUGCCGCUCCACGUCCGCCCACUACAGCACCCAGCCCCCCAACACGAGCGGGGCCCAGCCCCAGCAGUGGCACACCCUGGACCCUGAGCUGGAGGAGAUCCUGAUUCCCAGGAAACUCUCCAUCAGCCCCUUGGAGAGCUGGCUGUCAGUGAGGUAUUCCCUUCCCGAAGCAGAGGGAGCUGAGGAGGAGGUGGGCCAUGAGCCCCCCCAGGGGUCCGAGUGCCCCCCGCCCGCCGGGGGAGCGGCUGUGGGGGAAGGAGGGGGAGCCCCCGGGGGGACAGUGCAGUGCAAGAACGUCCUCAAGAUCCGCAGGAGGAAGAUGAACCGCCACAAGUACAAGAAGCUGCUCAAGAGGAGGAAGUUCAUCCGCAGGAGGAUAAAGGAGGGGCGCAAGAAGAGGCGUCAGAUAAAAUUCGAGAAGGAUUUGGAGCGCAUCUGGAAAAGGGCUGGUUUGAAAGGCCCUCCUGCAGGCUGGCAAACACCCAAGAUAUUCCUGAGGAGUUCAAAGCGAUAAAACCCCACCUGUCAUGAGUUUUGACCUGUAAUUGUAAUUAAAAAAAAAAAUAUUGCAGUACCUGGAUGACAUUUACCCUUUCUCUGAACGUGAUGAAAUGAGCAGGAAGGAGUUUUCCAAGCACAGACCUGCUGGGAAUAUGCUUUUCCUCCCCAGAGGGGUGGUGUGAGCUCUUUGUGUGGUGGUUUGGUGCUGCUCUGUGCUCUUUGUCUGAGCAAAGGUGUCCUGGGGCUGCAGCUGAACUUCUGGAAUUCCUGUUUGAUUAAUUAGAGCAUAAGAACAAUCAGCUGUGGGAGAUGGGAUCAGUGGAAGGAUUCUUCUUGAUUGUAUAUAUGACACAAGCAUUUGGAGAAGGUCAAAACUGCAUUCUCCCAUAGCCUUAUUUCAGAAAGGCUGGUGUUUUCUAAGAAUUCUGGGGAGAUAGGGGUUGGAUCAGAAUUCCGUAGGAUGUGUCUGUAUCUGCAAAAGCUUUAUCUGAAGCCUUGGUGUGCAUGUGCCUUAGGCAUUGCAUGGACAACCUUAAAGGCACAUUGUGCUCUAUUUUGUGCUAAUAAAAAACUGUUUUGUUUUUUUUUUUCUUUGAUUGACCCUUGUCACACAGAACAUCCAGGUCUUGGUGUCAAUAAAAGCUCAGAGCUAAUUAUUCGUUAACUACAAAAAGUUUUGUGCCUGAGACAACCCUGGUAAUAAUCACCUGGUUUUGCAUGGUUGAAGAGAGUCACGAAAGCUGUGGAAAAAAUACAGGUAUCUAAAAUAAACCCUGACAGAGGACUUUA
Messenger RNA from Pipra filicauda (Wire-tailed manakin), 1542 nucleotides. It is a transcript of the gene AURKAIP1, whose product is annotated as aurora kinase A interacting protein 1. The record is from RefSeq and is a predicted model, not a curated record. NCBI's taxonomy places the organism in Eukaryota, Metazoa, Chordata, Aves, Passeriformes, Pipridae. Bases 164 to 766 code for a protein of 200 amino acids. The transcript is spliced from 4 exons. Gene Ontology annotation, biological process: mRNA processing. Gene Ontology annotation, cellular component: mitochondrion.